AUGAACGAAUCCAUUUCGCGGUCGGAGCAACCGACCCGGGAUGACGGUCUGUUCUGUCGGCUGUGCUUCCAGCGGACGACCAAUCUGUGCACGCUGUUCCCUCCGACCAACAACAGUGUGAACGACGAGCUGGUUCGAAAGAUAUUCGAAUGCACCAACAUAACGCUAAGCCUGCGCGAAGAUCGUGAUGCACACAUAUGCGCCAACUGUAUCAUCCGCAUCGAGUCCUUCUACAAGUACAAAACCCAGUGCAUGGAAAACGAUCGGAUACUACGCAGGAAGCGUGUCUGUUUCUUUGCCGGGUUGGGCCUAGCAGCCGAUCCAGGUGACAACGAUCGUUCGUACAAUAAACGGCGCCGUUUGUCAACGAAUGGAGACGGUGGUGAAGGUGCAACGGAUGAGCACGAGGACGAGGAGUUAACAACGGUGGACCGUAAACGAUACCGGGUGGACGGAACUGUUUCGGAAGAUUUAAAGAAGCUGCAAAAUGGCACUGCUUCGGAAGAAGGUGACGAUGCGGAUGCGAAUGGUGAUGUCUAUGAGGAAGCAAAUCAGAGCAAACAUCUUGCUGGUUCGUAUCAAAUUAAGCAGGAAACUCCCGAAGCGGACGAUGAGGAUGAUGACCGCAAACCGCCACCGCAGCCGUACGACCAAGACGAUGACGAAGAAGAGGAGUACUUCAAUCCGAACCAAUUCCUAGCUCAGGAGACUAAGAUCGAUGAAGAAGCGGUGGGAAAUGAGGCUGGCAAUGAUGGUAGUUCCGAUGGCGAUGCAUUUGUGCGCAAUGGUACUCCUGAGGAGGAUGGGUCGACGAUCGUGCACCCUCCUUAUGAGCGUGGUUGGAAAACGAUAGAAUUUGCACCGCAGCCAGGUUCGUCCGGGUUGAAAACAUUGAAAAUUACGGACUAUUCUAACAUCACCGGUAAGCGUGGACGACCGCAGCGGUUUAUGGCAGAAAUGCUAUCGAUGGCGGCGGGAAGCAAUAACGUGCUGCCUUACCAGCAUAGUGAAGCCGUCUAUCAGCAGUUGCAGCGGCUGAAUGGAUUGGCAUGUGGAAGACUACAGCCCGAUGAAGUUGCCAGGUUGCCGCAGCUUGUGCCAGCACCAUCUAACUCCGUGACGAGUAGCACCGCACGCAGCUUGGGUGGAGUGAUCGAACCUACGAAAAAGGUGCAAAAGUUCCUGGACGAUGGAUUGCGCGAGUUGAUCUACAAUGCAGGAGCUCCAAAUCCUCACUACUCUAGGGAUGGUGGAUCAACGGAUUUCAAAGUCGUAAAGGCACGGUUCAACUCGUACAACAUCAUAUUUGACGACAAUCGAUUUCUGCGUCGCAACAAAUCCGUCAGCGGACUACCGAAGUGGUACUGGGCCUGCAGCGUAACUGGCUGUCCGGUGAAGAUAUGCAGCUACGCCGGACGAUUGUUUAAAACGAACGAACUGUCUCAUACGCACGCACCAACGGAACCGGACGCCGAUAGCAAGUACGAAACUAUUCAACCCGAUCCGAUCGAAGCGGAACAGUUGCAGCGGCAACUCUUGCUGCAGCAACAGCAACAGCACCAGAUGCAGCAGCAGCGUCUUUUACGGCAACAGCAGCAGCAACAACUACUACGCCAACGUCAGGUAGAACUUACACAGCGUCGAGUUGCGGCAGCAGCAGCACUAAUGGCGGCCGCUGCUGCAAACGCGUCGGAGCAGGAUCACGCUAAGCAGCAGGCGGACAGCAGCAACAGUUGCUUGGAAGAAUUGAUUGUUUCACGCAAACACUACGAACUUCGGCUGGCAAACGAUGGUACGGAGAUGCUUCUGUAUGCUGGACACACUCACGGGCUGAUUAUGACCCGGAAGGAUGGUGUACGGGUGUAUCGCUGUACGAGUAUCGUUGGUGGGUCGGAAGAUAUUGCUGGUCGACCAUGUACGGACACGGUGUUCCUUCGAACCGACGGGCGCAUAGCGAAGGUAUGCAAGGAAGAAAAUGUUGACUACGAGAUGCCACUUUCGUCGGACGGACUUUCGGACCGCUAUCGAGCGGCUGCAACUGAAGAGGACGAUAAACGUCGCCGUCCGCAGAAGAUUAUCGUGUACGAGGGCUAUCGUUACAAGUACUGCCAUGCCCGGCCCGAGGGUAGCUUCUACUGGCGGUGUGUACUGCGCCACGAUAAGGACUGCCUGGCGUCCAUUCAAACGAAGCGUAAUCUCGAGUUUUUGAACGUUAACGAUCAACCGCACAAUCACGACCCGCCGGAUCCGUCCGAACCGCACGAGAAUGCGAUGCUGUGCGAGAUCCGACUUCCGGCCAAGGGUGAACCAACGGAAGGAUCGACCGAUUUUAAGCUGGUCAAGAGUGGACAAAAGCGAGAGUUCUUGAUUUACAAGGGUUAUCGGUACUACUUUCAGUACGAGUCGAAGAACGGUCGCCGAUCGUACCGGUGUACGAUGUUUAAGAACUGUCCGGCGGGUGCUUUUUUGCUUCCGAACAGUACGAUCCAGGAGGCGAAAAACUUUAUCCACACGCAUCCACCGGUCGAGGAUAUGGAUAAGUACAUCACAAAGGAUAGUCUGAUAACGAGCCCAAUCAAACAUCCUUCGGAUGCUGCUAGUGGCGCUGCUAAGCGAACAUUGGAUGAAUCGGAAGAAUGGAAGAACGCCCUGGCAGCAGGUGGCACAGGCAAUGGUGCGGGUCUUGAACCACUGAGCAAAGAUCCUGAGGUGGCCCGCCGGAACGGGUACCGAAUCAUCAAGAACUACAAAAACAAAGAGAUCAUGAUCUAUCUCGGUUGGCGUUACUUUGAGGACUACAAGAAGAAGAGCGGUGGACAGGUGUGGCGUUGUUCGUCCCAUCGGUUGUGUCGCGGUUCGGUCCACCUGUUCCCUGAUGGAUCAAUCAACUUUGCCAAGCUGGUCGAUCACAAUCAUUCACCACCGAAGAAGAUUAUUAGCCAUUCGUCGGUUGAUGGUGGGUUUAUGAAGGGAGGAGUUCUUGAUGGUUCUGCCGGCGAGGCUCAGCGGUCUUUAGUGGCCGAUGGAAAUGGUGGUGAUGAGUCAGUGCUAGGUGGUGGAGCAACGUACCAUCGCUACAUCACGCACCAAGGACAUCGGUUUCGUUUUGCAACACGCAAGCGUGAAGGAACCAUUUACUGGCGAUGUGCGAUGCGUUUGGAGACAAAAUGUCCGGUUUCGUUUCACACGAAAGAGGACACGUACGAGCUGGUUAGUACGAGGAAUCAUGAACACAACCAUCCUAUACCGGCAGUGUGGCCGGAGGUGGCUGGUGGACAAAUUAAUGAAGAACUGCCGAAAGUUCGCAUGCCAGCAGAGGAGAUUGGGACGACCGAUUUCAUCUUGACGAAAAAUUCCAAAGGACGCGAUUUGGUACUGUAUCGGAAUGGGCGCUUUUAUCUGGACUAUUCGCGGAAAGAUGGCAAGAUUGUGUUUCGCUGUUCGGCGGUAUCAGGUUGCCGAGCGACAGUACUUUUGCUGCCAAACAAGACGCUGCAGGUAGCGCAGGACUUUAGUCACAAUCAUCCGACGUCCGUCGAUGGUUGUUGGGAUGAUGCGGAAUCGACGGCGGUGGUGGAAAAACAGUCGGCUGCUGCAAUGCCAGAACUGAUCGAGCUGAAGUCUGACGAAGAGGAUGAGGAUGAUCCGAUCCAACCUUCGAGAGUCGAAUCGAUGCUUCCAAAGAUUAUCCUUUAUGAUGGAUUUCAGUAUCGCUUCAUUUCACGCCAUCCGACCGAGCAAAGUGCCUUCUUCCGGUGCUUUAACUUUGACGCCAAGAAGAACCAAUGUCACGCCUCGCUCUAUACCGACCUGAAUGGGGUCAUCAUACAGACCAAUCGACAACCACACAAUCACGAGCAGGGCGAUUAUCUGAUGGGACCGGACAAGUACCACCAGCCGCAGCAGCAGCAUCAGGAACAGCAGCGACAAAACACGCGUGAUCUGAUCGGUACGCACGAUUACAAGAUCGUGAAGAAUUGGAAAAAUCGUGACGUGCUAGUGUUUCAAAACUGUCGCUACUUUUUGCAUUAUGUGCGCAAAGAUGGACGUAAAGUUUGGCGCUGUUCAGCGAUUCGUAGCUGUCACGCAGCGGUCUAUCUGAAUGCGGACGGAACGGUCGACCAGUUCCGCGGGCAGCACGUGCACGAGAUUCGUCCGGAAGGUGAGCCAAGGCGACGAAGGCGUCGGAAAAAGUCUGAAUUAAUGUUUCCGUACGGCGUCGGAUCGGCGGCGGGUGGCAUGUUUAACAAUCCGGCAGGGAUACUGGCUGCGGAAAUGAUGACCCGCGGCAUUGGUGGUGGUGUCAGUAUUAAUGGAGCUGCAGCUUCAUUGAAUGGGUCGCUGAUCAAUGGUGGUGGAAGCAAUUUAGGAUCGAAUGAGUGGAUCGAUUACAGCGAUUAUGGUAUACAGAUGAGCGGUUCCUCGAAUGAUACUGCGGGCGAAAGUGCAGUAGUAGCAGCAGUAGCAGCAGCAGCGGCAACAGGUCGUACGAAUAACGAGAACGGAACUCAUUCACUUUGGGAUCAGUUCCAGCCUGGGCAGAGUGGUGGUGGAAAUGAAGGGGAAGGGUUUGACCUUGCCUACCAUUCGGUGUUUGGUAGCCAGGAAAGCUUUAACACGUAUGCCGUCCAUGCACUUGCACAACAUCACCUUCAGCAACAGCAGCAGCUGCAACAGCGAUCAGCGGCUCGCCUUCAGCAACAGUUGCAUCAACAGUUACUACUGAAUGGUGGAGGACAGCAAGAUCGUGCCUCCACUCAACAGCAACAGGACAACAGUAGCAGCGAUCUGGAAGAGUAUGAUCUGUCCGGCGAUCCUGCCAGCGGUGACGAACAUCCGAUGAUCGACAUCACACCGGAGGUAAAGAUUGAAGGUGAGGAUCUCUGA
Anopheles maculipalpis is the source of this 4887-nucleotide messenger RNA. RefSeq lists its product as uncharacterized. The transcript is spliced from 3 exons. The coding region runs from base 1 to 4887 and encodes 1628 amino acids. Lineage: Eukaryota; Metazoa; Arthropoda; Insecta; Diptera; Culicidae. Gene Ontology annotation, molecular function: zinc ion binding. Gene Ontology annotation, cellular component: nucleus. The record is from RefSeq and is a predicted model, not a curated record.